AUGACAGUGGACUUUAAUGGGAAGAUUGAUGCUCUGUAUCUGGAUCUGAAUGGAAUAAUUGAAGUUCUGAACACUCAUGUCAAGAAGCUUGAUACUCAGGUUGCUCAGACUGCAGACUCUGUAGAAAGGCAAGAAGGAUUCCUUCCUGGAAAGACUGAUACCAAUCCUAGGCAUUACUGCAGUGUCAUUUCAUUAAGGAGUGGUAAAAAGUUGACUCCUGUGCUUCAAAAUGGUGUUUCUGAUGAUGAAAUCGUGGAGUUUGACGAAUCUGAAGAAAAUUUAAAAACUCAGAGCCAGUGUCGAGCGACACCAUCUCUAGUGUCGCGCGACACCACUCGCAGAGCGAAGCUGAAGAGUCCUAAGAAAUCUAAACAGGAGUUAGAUGCUGCUAGAUGCAAGGCUUUGAUGGAGAAGCUUGUGAUUGAGAUUCUUUUAGUUGAUGCUGUGAAGAUUAAUCCUGUUCUUAGGCGUUAUGUGAAGAGGAUGGUGACUAAUAAUCUGAGUCAUGAGCAAGGAGUGAUGAUGAUUUCUGAACAUGUCAGUGCUGUGAUUCAGAAUAAGGUUCCAGAGAAGCUCUCGGACCCAGGAAGCUUUGUUUUGGACUGCUCUAUUUUCUCGGAGAGGUUCAAGAGAUCGCUGUGUGAUCUUGGUUCAAGUGUUAACCUAAUGCCACACUCUAUAGUUGUUAACCUUGGGAUGACUGAUUUCAAGUCAACUAAGAUCUCUUUGAUCCUAGCAGAUCGAUCUAAAAGAAUCCCAAUAGGUGUCUUGGAAGAUGUUCCGACUAAAGUUGGUGAUUGCAUAAUUCCUACAGAUUUCGUGGUUCUGGAAUAUGGAGAGAAACCCAAAGAUCCUCUUAUCCUGGGAAGAUCGUUUUUAGCUACAACUGGAGCAGUAAUUGAUGUCAAGCAUGGUAACCUUGAUCUCCACUUGGGAGAUACCAUCAUGACUUUUAAGAUGGAGAAGCUGAAGAAUUCAACCAUAGAUGGUCAGACAUUCCAAGUCAGUGCAAUACUUGAAGUGCUAGUUGGAGAACUGAACGUGUUUCAUGCUGAGAAAGUGAAAGAUCAACCUGAGUUGACGAAAACAUUUACAGAACCAGUGACUGCUGUUGAUCAGGAAGCUCAAAACAUCUCACUCAAUUCAUCUCCACCAAAGCAAAGGUACGCACCUCUUGAGCCUAAUCCUAAUUCUUGUGAUAUCAUCAAAGCUGAUUUGAAAGAUGCAGACUCUGUCUCACGACGCAAGUUACGAGAUUAUCGUAGAGCACUUGGUUUUUCCAUUGAUGAUAUUGCAGGGAAUAGGUUAAAGCCGUCCAAACACAGAUCUCACCCUAGUGUUAUUCCUGCAUUCCUUGGACGACCUUAUGCGCACAACGCUUACACACCACCAUGGAUGAGAUGA
Eutrema salsugineum is the source of this 1404-nucleotide messenger RNA. RefSeq lists its product as uncharacterized. Bases 1 to 1404 code for a protein of 467 amino acids. The record is from RefSeq and is a predicted model, not a curated record. NCBI's taxonomy places the organism in Eukaryota, Viridiplantae, Streptophyta, Magnoliopsida, Brassicales, Brassicaceae. The transcript has 2 exons.